This is a messenger RNA of Prorocentrum cordatum, 759 nucleotides long. The record is from the annotation of a GenBank genome assembly. Lineage: Eukaryota; Dinophyceae; Prorocentrales; Prorocentraceae.
AUGACGGUGCUGCGAUCACGGGCGGACAAGGCGUACGUGCUCGGCGUGUCUCGCGGCGGUUGCAAGAAUGGCGGCUGGGUUCAGAUGUGGGAGCAAGAUUCGCAGCAUAACAAAUUAGUCCAGUGGGUAGUGCACAAGGGUGUGCUCCGCGCGAGGGCUGAUUUGAGAUACGUGCUGUGCAUCACGCAGGACGCGUGCAGGAACGGGGGCUGGGUGCACAUGUGGGAACAGGACGAUGAUGUUGAUAUAUACGGGCAUUGGAUCAUCGAUGGCAGCUACAUUCGUGCCAUGGCGGACCCAGGCUAUGUCCUCUGCGUUCGCCAGGAUGGGUGCACCCAGGGGGGACGCCUGCACAUGUGGUCAUACGAGGAGGCGCCGGACGUCUAUGCGGAGUGGGAGUUCGAGAGCGGAGCGGUGGCUUCGAUCUCCGCCCUGACGAAGGGCUCGUGGCUGUCCGCCGAGUGCUCCAGAGAGAUCGUGGAGGAGAUCGGGAAGAUCACCGAUCUGGACCCGGGCUGGCUCGCGUGCGCGGCCCGUGUCGGCGCGACCCCGUUCAGGCCGGCUGGCGAGGGGCCUCUAGGCGGACCAUCGUCUACCACCUCAAGACUGCGCUGCAGUUCAACGAGCGCGCCGCGGCGCUGCUCCCGCAGGGGAGGCGACUGUGCGUGGCAGGGGCCGCCGUCGACCUGCGCAGGGAGCCGUUCCUGGAGGGCCUUGAGGCCCUCGUCCUGCUGCUGGACGGGCUGUGCUGGAGGCUAG